AGGUUUAUCUUCAGAGUACUUUGACGGAUUAGCUAAUUCCUUUUGUAAUUUUGAGGAGCCUGUGGAUAUACCAAUUGCAAGAACAUCUGACAUUCUUUUUUUCGGAGAGGAUGAAGAACAAGCUUCAUAAAUGGCAUGAUUCUAUACUUAGAAGUCCUGACAAAGCUUACAUUGACAAAGAAGAUGCUGGUAUCAACAACGCACAAUUUCAAACAAAAGAUGUCCUUGAAGAUCUGAGAAAAAAUACAGAAAAAAGAAUCAAGUCUUCUGUUGGAUUUCGGCAUGUUGUUGAUCUUCUUGCAUCAGCAGGAAAAUUGAUUGUUGGUCAUAAUUGUCUUCUAGAUUUAGCUCAUAUAUACAACAAAUUUUUUGGUCCUCUUCCUUCAUCUUUGACGGAAUUUGUGCAAGCUGUCCAUGAAAAAUUACCCCACACUGUUGACACUAAGCACCUUUUUAACUCAAACCAAACAAGUCAGCAUUUGAUGAAAAAGAAUAGCAAGUCAUUGUCUUCUGCCUUCUCUCUUUUAUGCCCCAACGUAUCAUCUAAUUUCCAGACCACUUCCAAGUCUUACUUGAGAUUUGAGGUCCAAACAGAUGAAAUUAGGUAAGCUUUCAUAAUUCAAUCAUUUUAUUCAUUUGUUUCUGCAUCAGGAAAUAACAAACUAAACAUGAUCAUUCGUUAUUUUUUGACUUUGUUGGGUUGGAAAUUUUCUCAUACUAUUUUAAACUCUAAGUGUAAAUCUGUUGCUAUUAUAUGUUUAAUCUAUCUGCAACAGUUGUAGUAACUAUUAAAAAGGAUUUGCUGAAUGCCAGAAUUUUGAUAUUUCAUCUUUAUAUGUCAUCUUAGCUAGGUUUUAUGCUUACCUGUGCUUUGGU
Molecule: messenger RNA, 876 nt
Organism: Zingiber officinale
Lineage: Eukaryota; Viridiplantae; Streptophyta; Magnoliopsida; Zingiberales; Zingiberaceae
Product: poly(A)-specific ribonuclease PARN-like
Exons: 3
Coding region: 111-608 (165 amino acids)
Cellular component (GO): cytoplasm
Molecular function (GO): 3'-5'-RNA exonuclease activity; RNA binding
Source: RefSeq, a predicted model, not a curated record